AUGGAUAUUGAUAAAUCCCUCGACGAGAUCAUCCAAGCUAAGCCCAAGGCAAGUCGUGGACGUGGGGCUAAACGUGGUGGAAGCACCCCUUCAUCUGCUAGAGCUCGUUACGCGUCAACCGUACCACGAGCCGCAGCACAAGCUGCUGCACCUGCCAAACCAUUGACUGCCGAGGCUAUCAAGAUCAUUAUCAGUAAUCUUCCUCAAGAUGUUACGGAAGCUGCUGUGAGGAUGUCUGCCGUGACUGACAUGCUAGAUCACAACAGAAUGAUCGACAACCAACGACCCAUGAAGGUGGAAAUCGCCAUUGAUCCAAAUCAAGCUCAAAGUCUAGCAUCAAGAGUCGCUGCUGCUCCUACACGAUCCGCUGCUCCUCCCCGAGGCCGAGGACGAGGACGUGGAGGCGCAAAACCUCGAACCGCCAGACCAGCGAAGAAAACAGCUGAAGAACUUGAUGCGGAGAUGAACGCGUACAAGGAGACAAGCACUGCUUAA
Messenger RNA from Kwoniella shivajii, 495 nucleotides. RefSeq lists its product as uncharacterized. Bases 1 to 495 code for a protein of 164 amino acids. The record is from RefSeq and is a predicted model, not a curated record. Gene Ontology annotation, biological process: mRNA export from nucleus. NCBI's taxonomy places the organism in Eukaryota, Fungi, Basidiomycota, Tremellomycetes, Tremellales, Cryptococcaceae. Gene Ontology annotation, molecular function: mRNA binding. The transcript has 5 exons. Gene Ontology annotation, cellular component: nucleus.